Asterias rubens (European starfish) is the source of this 1436-nucleotide messenger RNA. Its product is annotated as chymotrypsinogen A-like. The transcript has 5 exons. Gene Ontology annotation, molecular function: serine-type endopeptidase activity. The record is from RefSeq and is a predicted model, not a curated record. The coding region runs from base 31 to 858 and encodes 275 amino acids. Lineage: Eukaryota; Metazoa; Echinodermata; Asteroidea; Forcipulatida; Asteriidae. Gene Ontology annotation, biological process: proteolysis.
UGGUGAACUAUUCAUCGUACUUCUAGCACCAUGGCGCUGCGUUCACUCUUUGUGUUAAUGGCAACCUUCAUCGCCUGCAAUGCCAACUUGAAAGAUUGUGGGAAAACACCGAUUCCACCCAACGAAUCACGUGUUGUGGGAGGAUACGAAGCCACACCCAACUCCUGGCCAUGGCAAGUUAGUCUGCGAGCCUUGAAACCAGAUGGAACUUAUAUGCAUAUUUGUGGUGGAUCACUACUUCAUUUUCAGUGGGUUAUAACAGCAGCUCACUGUGUAGAGGGGAAGGAGUCUGCUGAUAAUUGGGAAGUUUGGAUCGGUGCUCAUGACAACAGAGUUUUAGGAGAUGAUGUGGUAGUGUCCAAAGUUUCAAAAAUUUUCAAAAAUCCAUUGUGGGAUUCAAGCAGCCUUAAGAAUGAUCUUGCACUGGUGAAGUUAUCAGAUUACAUUGGCUUAACGGACAAGAUUAGCACUGUAUGCCUGCCAUCGAAAACUCACACAGCAGGGAACGGGUUCGUCACAGGCUGGGGAGAAAUGCAGACUGAUGGAACACCAGGAAACUACCCUGAUAAGCUCCAUCAAGUUAUGACACCAAUUAUGGACCAUGCAACUUGCGUAAAUGUUAUGAAGCCGUACAACGUGGAUGACUCCAUGAUUUGUGCUGGAUUCCCAGAUGGAGAAAAGGGAGCAUGCUCAGGAGACAGCGGCGGUCCAUUCGUCGUUAAAACAGGAGGAAGAUGGGAGCUUGCUGGGAUUGUCAGCUGGGGUAAGAUUCCUUGUGCACAGUUGGGCACUCCUUCAGUAUAUGCUGAUCCCAAGAAGUUUGAAACUUGGAUCUAUACGACCAUCAGCAAGAAUUAAAAUAAACAACGUGAGAAUAUGCAUCAAUUGACCCAAAUUAUCUAACACCCGUUUCAAACAGGCGCUCCAGAGUCGCGCCGAACCAAAUAGAUUAGGAGCGACUCUAGGUCGACCUAAAUAAAUGUUGGUUUCAAAUAACAUUUACAUUGGCUGUCAACAUUUCGUCUUCAAGCGCGUCCACUGAGUAGCUCCUAAUUGUUUCAGAUGGGAAUUUGUCAUGUACUUAUUUCAGAACUUGGUUCGGCGUGAUUCUGAAGCGUCUGUCUGAAAUGGGUGUAAUGUCCUCAAGUCGCUUAUUUAAUGCACCCUGACAUGGUUUUGUUGUUGAUGUUUUGAAACAGUUUUUCUUCUUGUAAAAGUGUCUGGAAAAAAAUACUAUGAAACAGAGAAAUUUAGCUUCCAUAUUUAAAAUUUGAAUUCAUACCAUGAUCUAUACUUUGACCUUUUGAGUUUUGAGUUGAAGUACGUCUGAUUUUGUAGCCGUUUACAGCCGCCAUGGGCAUUUUUUUCUUUCAUGGGCAGUUUCCAGUUGAUAUGGUCUUUGAAGGGUUAUGCUGAGCGAUUAUGCUCCUCUAUUA